CGGAAAAACUCAAGAGGCUUUCCUCUCGCUGGUCAUUGUUCAGCAGAUCCAUGGAGAGAGCACAGCGCACCAGGAACGCUCGGGGAACAGACGCCACCGGCAGCGAGACCAGGCUGUACCCUCCUCAUCGUUCUUCUACUAUAUGAGAGAGCCAAAUGUGUUGCUUGUCAUCUGAACCAAAAGUGCUUCAGAUAGCCGGUGCAUGUAUGUAUUGGCUGCUGCGUGCAACACAUACUGUGGGCGUGUGAUUUGGAGGCACUGUGGUGGAGGCGGUGCAUGUUGUUGCUGUGCUCAUGGCUCAGAGGAGGGCUGCUGGUGGCUGCUGCUGCCCCAGGGCGCCCAUGAACGAAGACAAUGCCCGUUUCUGCCUGCUGGCCGCGCUCAUCCUGCUCUACCUGUUGUGCGGGGCGGCCAUCUUCUCAGCCCUGGAGCACCCCUUCGAACUGCGCGCCCGCCGCCUCUGGAAGCAGCAGCUGGACAACUUCACCCAGAGAUACAGGGUCAACCUGGGCGCCCUGCACACCCUGCUGCGUCAGUACGAGGAGGCGAACGGCGCUGGGAUCAGGGUGGACGCCUUGAGGCCUCGCUGGGACUUCUCUGGAGCGUUCUACUUCGUGGGCACGGUGGUCUCCACUAUUGGCUUCGGCAUGACCACACCAGCGACCAUAGCUGGGAAAAUAUUCUUGAUUUUCUAUGGUCUCAUCGGCUGCGCUGCCACCAUCCUCUUCUUCAACCUCUUCCUGGAGAGGAUCAUCACGAUGUUGGCUUACAUCAUGCGCUGGUGUCACGAGCGCCGGCUGAGGUGUGCCGGAGUCAGGGUGGAGUCGAGCAGGGAGGAGACGUCCGGUGAGGAGGACAGUCUGGAGGGCUGGAAACCGUCGGUCUACUACGUGAUGCUGAUCCUGGGUGUGGCGUCGGUUGUGAUUGCGUGCAGCGCCUCCACCCUGUACAGCUCCAUGGAGAACUGGAGCUACGUGGACUCUCUCUACUUCUGCUUCGUGGCCUUCAGCACCAUCGGAUUCGGGGACCUGGUGAGCAGUCAGAGGGAGCAGUACGAGUCUCAGGAGGCCUACCGGCUCGGGAACUGCCUUUUCAUCUUGAUGGGGGUGUGUUGCAUCUACUCGCUUUUCAAUGUCAUCUCUAUCAUCAUCAAGCAAACUCUCAACUGGAUCGUGGGAAAGCUGGUGUGCUGUGGGCGCCACCAGCCCUGCUCCUGCUCUAGACCCGGCUGCGGGUGGCUGUGCUGCCCCUGCCUGCAGAAAAACAAACACAAACAGAGGCGCCUGCCACCACACCUCAGGCAAAAGCGCUUAAAACGCAAUGCCGUGCAGCCUAUGGCUUCCCACUGCCCUGCAGGAAGACACCGCUACACAGAGGGCUCAGUGGAGACGGUGUGUGACAGUGAGACGGAUGCAGGUGCAAUGGCUGACGGGGUGUAUGUAGGCCGGCGUAUGUCAGGAGAGAUGAUCUCUGUCAAUGAGUUCAUGGUGUCCAAUAAGGUGUCUCUGGCACUGCUGCAGAAGCAGCUCAGUGAAACAGCUCAUCAGGGCCCGCGUCAGAGCUAUGGCCACCAAAAUGGAUUCUCCGGUGGUGUGGGGGCCUUGGCCAUCAUGAAUAACCGCCUUCAGGAAACCAGUGUAGAUAGGUAGCACCAGCUAGAUGUUAUUAUUCCAAUGUGUGUCGCUUCGGGUUCUCUAUAUUGUAACCCUGAUUUCAAGAAAGUCACUAACUCGUCCUCUAAUUAGCAUCUGUGCGGCGCCCCUCCGGACGUCUAUGCAGAUAAUAGCAGAUCUCCAGCAGUGAUCCUGGACAUCAGCUAAUUGAUGACAUUUUAUUCAGCGUAGACAAAGAGAAGAAAAAAGCAGAACGUGAUUUAAAGAAUUCAGCAUGGCUGUGAAGAGGGGUCUGAUGUCUUGAAGUGAUUGGCUCAUACAAAAGCAAUCAGAUGAAAGAAGCAGUGAAGGACCACUUGAUGGGGGCUGCUGAUUUGAGAGUGCCGGCUGCACAUGUCCCCCUGAGCUCCUCAAUAAAUGUGGUUUUACGUGAGGUGGUAGUCAGUAAUAGUCACCAUACAGACAUUAACACAUGUCCACAGUCUGCUCUUAGAUAACUAGCUGCAUAUAUAAAACAUUUGAGCUGUCGUUUGUAGGUAAACCGAGCUUCUCAUAGCUCAAGAGCGCUGAGAAAGAGACGUUUUAAUUUGUUGAUUGCCCACAAGUCGCCCAUCUUGUUUCAUCAGUGCACGUCAUUGAAAUUCAUAGUAAUCAUGAAAGAGCGCUGGGAUCCAGGGCCUUCAAAAGAGCAUGUCUAAUCAAACGAGGCCCACAGAGGACGUCCUUAUGUCAGUAAGUGCUGUACAGAUAGUUGCUGGAUCACAUCAACAGAGCGGCGAGCAAGAUUCAGGCUCUCCUUGGCCGGCUGGAGGAGAUCCUUUACUAUGCAAGAAAAGCCAUUUUAAUUUGUCAUCUGGUUUUCAUCAGUGCUCGGGAUGAUGGGAAAAG
Acanthopagrus latus (yellowfin seabream) is the source of this 2501-nucleotide messenger RNA. Its product is annotated as potassium channel subfamily K member 13. NCBI's taxonomy places the organism in Eukaryota, Metazoa, Chordata, Actinopteri, Spariformes, Sparidae. Gene Ontology annotation, biological process: stabilization of membrane potential; potassium ion transmembrane transport. Gene Ontology annotation, cellular component: membrane. The record is from RefSeq and is a predicted model, not a curated record. Gene Ontology annotation, molecular function: potassium ion leak channel activity. The coding region runs from base 294 to 1649 and encodes 451 amino acids. The transcript is spliced from 3 exons.